GCCCACAAUUACCCAAUACAAUCCUGCGCAAAAACGGCGCAUGCGCAGUUGGUGUUUGAGAAAUUGUAAACCAAUUCAAAAAUUGUAAAUAAUUUAUUAAUUUGAAACGCCUUUAUUUGGUUGAAAAGUUUCCUAAUCGAUGAUAAUACUUGAAACAAAUGAAGGUUUGACGUUUUAACAAUUAAAUAGGUGUUUUCUGGCCUUAAAUUCGGCGAGAAGUAGUGAAUAGUUGUUUAGAGUGUUCAUAAUUGUCCCUUAUCAAGUUCAGAAUAGCCUCUACGCAGAAAUUGCAAUUUUGUUGUUGAAAAAUUGAGGUUAGGUUUGCCGGUUAAAAGCGUCUUAUUUGUGCGAAAAUGGAGGAGGACGACGCUAUGGACAUUGACGAGACAAUUUCCAGCGCCCAGAUAAUAAUCCGGGAAUCGACCGGGGUCCAAAUAAUCGGGGGGCCCCCCAGCCUCGACGCUUCCCAAGCGGGAGAAGCCGCCCCAAAGGCGGGCCCCCCGAAGAACCCCGACGUGGUGGUGCUGGACGACGACGAGGAAGAGCCCAUCCCGCCGUCGAAAAAGACAAAGACGGGCGAAGACAGCGUCGAGGUGAUAGACCUAGUGCAAAAAUCCGUCAACAGCAAGUGCAUCAAUUACGCCUGCAAGAGCGGCAAAGACUUGCUCGUGGCCCCCAACCUGUGCCUCAGCUACUACCGGGUGAAAAAUUCGGGUAAGGGGAACAAGGAAGUGUGUAGUGAAUGCUACGAGGUUGCAAUACGGGAGUACGACAUGCUGGCAUCCGAGCUGGAGGCGGGGAAUAUUCUGUGCAAUGUUGAGGUGCCCUUUCGCAACGACACUGUCGAGAUUGACGACUCGGACGAGGAGGAGGAGGCGGCACAAGUGCCCCCUUUGGAGGACGACAGUUUGCGCUUUUUUGAGGAGAACCUCGAGAAGGUGUUAAGCGAGACCAUGGCUCGGCUGAAUGUGGUCUCGCAUGCGGAGAACGAGGUGAAUUUCCUCAAAGCGAAGAACAACAAGAUCAAUGGCGAGUUGAGUGAGUUACAGACCAUGAUCAAAGAGACGAGAAACUCGCUUGAUAGCAUUCAGUUCAACUUGUACAAGGAGUGUCGGCCUGAAACGGUCGAAAAAUGCAUCAUUUCGAUCGUUGACGACCACUUCACCUCCACGGGCCCCAUCGUGCGCACAGAGUCGGUCCUGCCGUCCAUCACGCGCAAGAGCCAGCGCACGGCCUCCAAGCAGGUGUCGUACACCGAGGUGGACAGCCCCUCCGACAGCCCCAAGCCCGACGACGUGCCCGCCGUGGGCAACCCCGAGCCGUUGGUGGUGCGCAUCGACGAAAUGUACUACAUCUCGCGCGAGAACUCGUCCGGUUCGUGGAUCAAAGCGCGCCUCAAACGCGUGCUCUACCCCGGGACGGUCUACAACGACAACCCCUGCACCACCACCCUGUACAAAAUGGUGGAGUUGAAGCAGCACGUCGAGCGCGUCGUCGAUGGGAAAAACAUCGCGUCCAUGAAACACUCCACCAUCAGACUGGAGACCGGCACGCGCGUUAUUGCCGUCUUCAAGGAGAUAGGGCCCACGGGAGAGGCGAGAAAAAUUAGGUAUGAGCCGUUCUAUCCCGGGGUUGUGGCGGAGCCGCCGGUGGCGCAAAACAAGUACCGAUAUUUGAUUUUCUUCGAUAUUGGCUAUUCGCAGUAUGUGAAUUACACCAAUGUGCAUGUUGUUUUCGAAGCGAGUAAGAACGUGUGGGAGGAUAUGCAUGUGAAUUCGAGGCCGUUUAUUAAAAAGUACCUGGAGAGUGCCGAUAGGCCGAUGGUUAAGCUGUCGAAGGGGCACACCGUUAGGGUGGAGUAUAAUGGAAAGUGGGUUUUGUGUAAAAUUAUGGAGGUCGAUUGUUCACUCGUUUUGGUUUAUUUCGAAUCGUUGAAUCGUAUGGAGUGGAUCUACAGAGGAUCGACUAGGUUGAGUCCGAUGUUUAAGGAGGAGCAAAAUGCGACGAAAAGACACACUGGUGGACGGACGUCCAAUAGGAAGCAAGGGCCGAGCGAAUCUGCCACCAUCGUGCAAUACACGAAGAACUCCGACUUCGAGAAGCCGGCCGAAAACAGCCGAACCGUCCGUGCCGUGGCUCGGAAAAGCACCGCCCGCCCCGAGAACACCACUUCCGGGGGCUUCGUGCCGUUCCUUCCCCAAGUCAACAACAUCCCCCCUGUCUUCAGUGAACCGACCAGCAAAAUCAUGUACUUCACACCACGUGACCAAGUCAUCACGCAGCGCCUCUACCGCCCCCACACCUGCUCCCCGGCCUGCAAAGACUACGUCCGCCACAGUCUGGGCAAGUUGCGCGGCCACAACCCCCUGUCGAAGCCGCUGCUGUGCGGGUGGGCCCGAAUGACUCUGAAAGUGAAAGGGCGGAAAGAAAUCGUGUAUAAAGCUCCGUGCAGCCAGAUUUUGCGCAACAUGAAGGAGGUGCACCAAUAUUUGCGCGUGACUAAGAGCGAAAUGACGGUCGAUUUGUUCGAUUUCAACCACAUGGUGCGGUGUUUGGCCGAAUUCAGCGUCGAGUGCAACCCGGACCCGAAGGAUCUGUCCAAGGGCCUGGAACAGGUCCCGAUCCCGGUCAUCAACGGGAUCAACAACGAAAUGCUCGAUUUUUGCAAUUAUGCCACGAAACGUGUGCCCAUGGAGGAUGUUCCGUUGAACACGGAUCCGGAGUUUUUGAUCGGGUGCGACUGCACGGACGAUUGUUCCGAUAAAAUGAAAUGCGCGUGUUGGCAGCUGACGCUAGAGGGCGCCAAGUAUAUGGGGAAGAACGUUGAUCCGAACUCGAUCGGUUAUGUCUAUCGCCGGUUACACGAACAGGUUUUAACCGGGAUUUACGAGUGCAAUUCGCGGUGUAAAUGCGCAGCGACUUGUCUGAACCGAGUGGUUCAGAACCCGAUGUCGAUUAAAUUGCAAGUGUUUCGGACGCAUAACAGGGGCUGGGGGAUCAGGUGUGUCAACGAUGUGCCGCAAGGCACGUUUAUAUGCAUUUAUGCGGGGACUAUUCAUACCGAACAAAUGGCCAAUGAGGAUGGGGUCACCUACGGCGACGAGUAUUUCGCCGAGUUGGACUACAUCGAAAACUGCGAAAAACACAAGGAAGACUACGAGAGCGAUGUCAACGAACCGGACAGCCCCCGGAGCCGUUCGGCGACUCCGGAGGACGAAGAAGAGGAGCAGAGGCCGGACGGGAGGCGGCGCCGUUGGCAGAGACACCCCCAAGACAACGAUUUCACCCCCAGUUACCCCCUCGUGAGUGGCGACUUCGAGAAUUCAAUGAGGUUGAGGCGCCGGAAGGAGGAGGAGCCGAAAGUCGAGGAGAAAUUCUUCAAAAAAGAAGAGAAAAUUCCACUCGAGAGUGUUACCACUGAGAUCGAAACCGUCACGAUUUCAGACGAUGAGGACGAUCCAAAGGAAGUUUUGAGUUUUAAUCCAAAGUCGGGGUCAGACCUGGACGAUAACAAGCCGAGUCAAGUGUCAGUGCGCAGUUUCUUUGGGGAGGAGGAGCCCUACAUCAUGGAUACGAAAAAUGCGGGAAAUAUUGGCCGGUUUUUAAAUCACUCGUGUUCGCCCAAUGUCUUCGUCCAGAACGUGUUCGUGGAUACUCACGAUCUGAGGUUCCCGUGGGUCGCCUUCUUCUGUUCGCAGUUUAUCAGGGCCGGCACUGAACUAACAUGGAACUACAACUACGACAUAGGGAGUGUUCCAGGACGGGUCUUGUACUGUCACUGCGGCUCGUUGGAGUGUAAAGGAAGAUUAUUGUAGGUUGUGUAACAACAAAGAUUGCGUCUGUUUUUAAAUAAUUUUAUAAUAAUACAUCAAUUUCUUUAAAUCAAUCUA
Molecule: messenger RNA, 3890 nt
Organism: Tribolium castaneum (red flour beetle)
Lineage: Eukaryota; Metazoa; Arthropoda; Insecta; Coleoptera; Tenebrionidae
Product: histone-lysine N-methyltransferase eggless
Exons: 9
Coding region: 354-3815 (1153 amino acids)
Biological process (GO): heterochromatin organization; negative regulation of gene expression
Cellular component (GO): nucleus
Molecular function (GO): histone H3K9 methyltransferase activity; DNA binding; protein binding
Source: RefSeq, a predicted model, not a curated record